Molecule: messenger RNA, 894 nt
Organism: Rodentolepis nana
Lineage: Eukaryota; Metazoa; Platyhelminthes; Cestoda; Cyclophyllidea; Hymenolepididae
Source: the annotation of a GenBank genome assembly
AUGCAACAACCUCGUAAAGUUCCAAAUUUACCCAUUUGGUUGCCCAUAAUUCGUGCAAGUGCGUUGGGUUGGGUACCGCUUUCAAGAAAUCCUCUGCCUAAGUUUCCUGCAGACGAUCCGAUCGAUCUCUCUACUUCAACUUCCUACUUUAAUUCUAAACUAAGCAUUAAUGUUUCUGGCGUUAAAUUUGAAAUCCCCCGCUAUUUUGUAGACCAGCAUCCCAACACCCUCCUUGGCUCAACUGAACGUGAAUACUUUUACGACGAGGAGAAUAAGGAAUAUUAUUUUGACCGUGAUCCAACCAUCUUUCGAUAUAUUGUUGAUUAUUAUCGUCAUGGUUUUCUCCAUUUUCCUAGGGCAGAUUGUUUUCUAGCUUAUGAAAAUGAAAUGCACUUCUUUCGAAUAUCCACAGAAUCCAUGGGAGAUUGUUGUUAUGAAUACUUCCAAGACUGUCGAAGAGAACACUCAGAACGACUUAGAGAAGGAAGGUCGGGAGACGAAUUAAAGACUGUCGGGCCGACUACAUUUAGGCAAAAAUUGUGGGCAUCAUUUGAGAAUCCCGACAAUUCUACUUUCUCCCUUGUAAUAUACUAUGUCACCGGAUUUUUCAUCGCAGUUUCUGUGUUGGCAAAUAUUAUUGAAACCAUACCUUUUCCCGAAUCCUCCCCAGAGGUCGGUCGAAAAUCCAUCGGUGAUGUCUACUCAAAUGCAUUUUUCUGUUUGGAUUCAGCUUGCGUGCUCAUUUUCACAGUAGAAUAUUUGGCUCGACUCUAUUCCGCACCUCGUCGAUGGCACUUUUUCCGGUCUGUCAUGAGCCUCAUUGAUGUGGUUGCAAUUCUUCCCUUCUACAUCGCACUUAUGCUUCCAAAUAAAAAGUGUACUUUUGUCCAAUAG